UAGUAAUGGUUGCAAGUUUGAAAAGAGUGAUGGUUUCUGAUGUGAUGGGGUGACUUGCAACGAGUAUGUGUGUGUGUAGUUUUGCACACUAUCGCAGUAUCUAGUUUUUUCGUAUCUACUUCAAAUUGUGCGAAAAUCGCAGGAUUCAAUUGGUGAGAAGAAGUAUUUUGAGCGUCUUCUCUCCAACCGAUUGGCAUAUAGGAGCCAUCACGUGAUCAGGUGGUGAGUGUUUCAAGGGUCUCGGGUCUCGGGUGCUAGCAGAAAGAUUUUAAUAUUGAUGCGCACUUGACGCUCUCGUGGUCGUCGCGAGGGUUGCAAAAGCAAGUGGUGGUAUUUGCAAGAGAAAUUGUUCUUUACGACUGGCUUAUCAGCGCCGACGAGGAACGAUGUCAGACGUGGAUGAACGGGUGACUGAUGAGAUUGAAGCACUGAAAGCAAUUCUACUAGACAAUGAGCUCAAUAUCAAGGAAAAUGAUAGAGGAGAACCAGAAUGUAUCGAAACAAUACUAUUUCCAUCAACUGGCGAGGAUUCGCAGUCUCAAUAUGUUUGCAUUACAUUGGUUGUACGAUUACCUUCUGGUUAUCCAGACGUUUCACCAACCAUCAGUCUGAGAAAUCCUCGAGGAUUAGAUGAGAACACUGUGAAAUUGAUGCAAUCUGAAGCAGAAGCCAAGUGUAUUGACUUUAUAGGUCAACCAGUCAUGUUUGAAUUGAUAGAGCUGAUUCGAGAACACUUGACGAGGAGCAAUCUUCCAACGGAUCAGUGCGCUGUUUGCUUGUACGGCUUCCGUGAGGGCGAUGAAUUUACGAAAACGGAAUGUUAUCAUUAUUUUCAUUCGCAUUGUUUAGCGGCUCACGUUGCUGCUGCAGAGAGAUAUUACAGAGAAGAGCAGGAGAAGCUACCGCAGUGGCAACAGGAUACUACAAACAAAUUUCAAGCUAUAUGUCCGGUUUGUCGGGAGUCGAUCAAUUGUGACGUUGAGAGUUUGUGGUCAGCACCACCGCCGAUCGACGUUGAGGCUGCCACUGAUUUUUCUGUUACCGCGGAGCUGCGAGAGCUGCAGAAACAAAUGGCUGCUUUGUAUUUGCGACAGCAACAGCGGGGCGGUAUAAUUGAUCUGGAGGCUGAAGGUGUGAAGAUGCUGGUGAGAACUGAGGAUGAUCCCGCUGCAGCUACCGAGGUUAGCCCAGCCGGUACGAGCUUAAACGGAUGCUCGAAUACCACUACUGUGCAACCGGUUACUCAAGUGCAUUCGAAACAGCCAACGAAUCAGGCUCAGAAUCACCAUCAUUCGCAGUAUCAGUCACGCCAGCACAAUCAUGGUCACAACAAUCACAAUCACGGUCAUCGGCACCGAGGUCGCGGGCGGACGCAUUACCGGCGUCAUUUUGACAGAGUCAGACACGCAGAAUCUACUCCCAGAUGACACUGGGCUCGUCACAAGUUCGCUGUACUCUGGUCUGGUCUCUUCGUUGCUAUGUCGCUAAGUGUAUACAAUAUUUUGAUUAGCAUCACUAGUAUGAUCAUCGGUGUAUUAUACGAUGGCUAUCUAUUUCCCUCGAAUAGUCUCACUACGAUAAUAAACUUAUAGGUAUCGUUGUUCAAAUAAAUAGUAUUCCCGUUGUCAUCCCGACAGCGGUGUCGGGACGCGUCGCAAUUUCUCGUCUAAGAUAUUUACGUAGACCGAAGCCGUUAUUAUAUUCGAUGUGAGUGCAACGAGUACGAAUGCCCGAAGCCUUAAAUCAUAAAGAUUUUGCUGUAGCAAACACCUGUUUAAGUUGCCGCAAAGUAUGAUACUGAUUAUUAUACGACACGUUGUGUAUAAUGUUUUGCAGCUCUGACAAUUUUUUAAUAUUAUUUUUUUGUUAUCUACAUGUAGACGAUAUUUUUAUUAGAUUUUUUUUUUUGCAGUCGUUCGACUACGAAUCUGACGCGUACAAAUUUAAUAAAAGAACGAAUUUAACGUUGUGGCCAUGUGUGUCUCUCUCUCUCUCUCUCUCUCUCUCUCUCUCUUUCUUUCUGCAUAUAUAUAUAUAUUAGAUUACGGAUGAUAUUAAACAUCUAUGUUUUUAGUAAGCUCGCUAAUCGCAAAAUUUGGAACGUCAAAUUAAUUUUCGUGGCUGUCUAAAAAUGAAAGACCCUAAUUGCUGACGCUUAGCGAUCUUGAAGCAAUUCAAUCAGUGCAGUAGUAUGUUAAAAAAAAAAAACAGUGUGAAUGAAGAUAGAAAUUCAUUUUAUAGAGCAGCUAUCAAAAAAAAAAAAAAAACGCCGAGAACUAAUAAUAUAAAAUAUAUAAUCUUCGAUCUGAUAUUUGAUGCUUUUGUAUCAAACAUCAUCUUUGGAUUAUUGAUAUAAUCUUUGUAUUCACUGCCGCAAAAUGCAAGCAAGUUGUUCAAUUCAUCUGUGAUAAGUGUUUGUUUUUAUCGUCGCAACGCGCUGAGUACAUGUGCGAAUAAUGCAGAUAUUUUAAUAUAUAUCUCGCCUUUCACUCACAUCACGUGAUUAUUCUUCUGUUGUUUUAACAGAAAGUGUAUUCUUUAAGAAAAUUUAAAAUGAAGUAACGCUAGAAACGGAUAAACCUACUAUAAGGAUACACUUUCGAGAAAUAAUUAUUACUUUUAUACACAGAUCUAGUUUUAGCGACAAAUAUUUUUAGUUUUAAAGAUAAAAAAAUUUGUUUCCUCUUUUUAAAAAUAUUUCUAGCAAAACAAUUACUUUUACGUAAAGAGAAUUUCAGAUAGUAGUCAAGGCGGAGAAAGGGAGAGGGAGAGAGAGAGAGAGAGAGAGA
Messenger RNA from Pseudomyrmex gracilis, 2789 nucleotides. Its product is annotated as E3 ubiquitin-protein ligase RNF25. The transcript is spliced from 6 exons. The coding region runs from base 387 to 1427 and encodes 346 amino acids. Gene Ontology annotation, molecular function: ubiquitin protein ligase activity; protein binding. Lineage: Eukaryota; Metazoa; Arthropoda; Insecta; Hymenoptera; Formicidae. Gene Ontology annotation, biological process: protein ubiquitination. The record is from RefSeq and is a predicted model, not a curated record. Gene Ontology annotation, cellular component: nucleus.